CGCGCGCUACUGUACUAAAGCCGGAGUAGUGCGCUAGUGCGCGUGCCUGGCGUUCCCUUGACGUGUGGAGAACGUGUGUGGAUCUUACUGUCCUCUGACUGCUGAGGAGACAUGUAGAGGUGUUCAAACUGCUGGAAGACUACACAACAACACGCCUACAAUGCCCAAACCUGCGCCGUACUUCUCGUACUUCUAAACCAGCUUGUUGUUGUUGUUGUUGUUGUUUUCGAGAGGACCUGUUGGAUUAUUGGCUGAGGAAGUAAGCGCGAGGAGUUAUUUACUGCUGCUUUGUGUGGAGGAGAAACUUCACCUCAUUCACUUUGACAGUCUCUGAACAGGAUUCGACAUGAGUACGGCAGUAUAUGAAAAUGGUCAAAACGGCAAUGAAAGCAUCACCUUCCUAACAAAGGAACAGAAGGUGGCAUCGAAGCGGAAGAAGACAGGUCUGGUAGUGGGAAGUGUGGUGUUGCUGCUGGUGCUGGCGGCUGUGGCUGGCUUUCUCAUAUGGUGGUUCGCUGUCAGGCGCAGCACACCCCAGCAGGAACUGGCACCUAAACUGGGACUCCAGCAAAAUUUGGGUACGCGAGUCUUCAGCGGAGAGAUGAAGCUGAUAGAUGGCGCGUACAAGCCUGAAUAUGAGGACCCCAAAAGCAGGGAGUUCCGUGAGACAGCUGAUGCGCUGCAGGACAUUCUGAAUAAGACAAUCUCCAAUGACGCUUUUCUCUUCAAGUACUACAAUCACUCUGUCAUCUCUGCCUUCAGCGAUGGUAUGAUCGCAUACCACUGGAUACGCUUCGAUGUUCCUCCAGAGGACAUGGAGCUGCUGACCAAGCUGACACCAGAUCGUGUGCUGGAAACCCUUCGCCGAGGAGUCCGUCAGGAGGGCAAACGCAGCAUGCAGGCCUUCACCAUUACUGACAUCACCGCCUCGGUUACAGACCCCCGGAUGGCCAGGAACCCAAGAGCCCCAGCAGAGUGUUUCUUCCAGCUGGAGGCUACUUCCAGCAUCAAGAAGUUCCAGUCUCCUGGUUACCCAGUAAAGUAUCCAGCCCAGACACGCUGCCAGUGGCAAAUCCGCGCUCCUAAAGACAAAGCCAUCCUGGUCAAGUUCCCUUUUUUCUACGUUCAGGACUCAUGCUCCAGUGACUAUGUGUUUAUCUUCGACUCUCUCAGCACCGAUACAUCUCACGCCAUCAUGCAGUAUUGUGGUCACCGCCCCCCGACUAACCCCCUGGAAGUGAUCUCCUCUGGCAACCUUAUGCUCAUCAACCUCAUCACUGAUAAUACGAUUCAGAGACCAGGAUUUGAAGCACAAUACAGCGCCAUCCCCCCCAUUACAGCUCAGACAUGCGGAGGCCUUCUGACCAACCUGUCCGGAGUCUUCACCAGCCCGCACUACCCGAGCUUCUACCCCCCCAUGGUGGACUGCAACUGGACCAUCAGUGUCCCUGAAGGCAUGAAAAUCCGGGUGAAGUUCUCCAUGUUCCGUCUGAAGGAACCGGGCGUGAACAUCCGCAUUUGCAGCAAAGACUAUGUGCUGAUCAAUGGCACAAAGUACUGUGGUGAAAGAUCUGCUCUGACUCUGAAAAGCAACACCAACACCAUGGUGAUAACCUUUCAUUCGGACAGCUCGUACACGGAUAAAGGCUUCAGUGCUCAGUACAAUGCGUACGACCCACAGAACCCGUGUCCGGGUCAGUUCCCCUGUACCACAGGAUUCUGCAUUUCCAAAGAGCUGCAGUGUGAUGGCUGGAACGACUGUGGAGACAUGAGUGAUGAGAAAAAGUGCCAAUGUGAGGAAGACCACUUUGUAUGUGACAAUGGCAUGUGUAAACCUCGGUACUGGGUGUGUGACCAAGUGAACGACUGCGGAGACAACAGUGAUGAACGAGACUGCACCUGUGGGAAGAAUCAAUUCCGUUGUGGAGAUGGCACUUGUUUGCCUCAGACUGUAAUGUGUAAUGGGAAGAAAGACUGUGCAGAUGGCAGUGAUGAGGCCUCCUGUAAAGAGUCUGCAGGAAUGUGCACAGAUUUCACCUUCACCUGUGGAAAUGGCCAGUGUGUGAACAAACUCAACGCCGAGUGUGAUAAAGUCAGCGACUGCUCGGAUGGUUCUGAUGAGCAGGGCUGUAACUGUGGGGAGCGACCAUACAAACACAACCGGAUUGUCGGGGGGCAGAAUGCCGAUGUGGGUGAAUGGCCAUGGCAGAUCAGCCUACACUACCAGACCAGUGGGCACGUCUGUGGUGCCUCCAUCAUCUCCAACAAAUGGCUGCUCAGUGCCGCUCAUUGCUUUAUGACUGGAGACCCUCUCUACCGUGAGCCAUCGAGCUGGACGACAUACAGCGGUAUGAACGAUCAGGAAAAGGAGGAAAGAGGUGUGCAGAUGCGAGAGGUGAAGACCAUCAUCACGCAUGCAGACUACAACCAGAUGACAUUCGAUAACGACAUUGCAGUACUGGAACUGAAGGAGCCACUGGUGUUCUCCAGCACUGUUAAUCCAGUGUGUCUUCCCUCCAGCUCGCAUGUGUUCCCACCUGGGAUGCCCUGCUGGGUAACAGGCUGGGGGGCACUCAGGGAGGGAGGACGGACUGCAUCGGUUCUGCAGAAAGCAGAGGUGAAAAUCAUUAAUGACACAGUGUGUGAUUUAGUAACGGAGGGUCAGGUGACCUCACGCAUGUUGUGCAGUGGCUUCCUUGCUGGAGGUGUGGACGCUUGUCAGGGUGACUCAGGCGGUCCUCUGGUUUGUCUCUCCGAGGCUAAUAUUUGGUUCCAGUGUGGGAUAGUGAGUUGGGGAGAAGGCUGCGCACGCCGCAAUAAACCUGGCGUUUACACACGACUCACAAAGUUCCGUCAGUGGAUACGUCAACACACUCAAGUGUAGCAACAUGAUGAACUCCAGGACGACAAGAUGCCCAGUGUGUCUGCAUAAGUGUAUGAUUGAGCGUGUGUGUAUUUGUGUGUAUGUGUGAAGAUCUCAAAUAUUUGCCAGAUGAUCCUUAUGGACACUUCUAUUUUUUUAUACUGCUGAGCCUAAAGCUUGAUCUAGCACUGAAGACAAAUCUAGUUCUCAGGUCUAAAUAUCAUGAGGAAUUUUUAAAAAUAGAACUUUAAUUAAGUACUUAAAUUACUUAAAUAACUUUAAUUUAAGUAAUUAAAAAUGAUAAUAAUGUACUAAAUAAUAGUGGACGCCAAUGGUUUUCUGUUGAUUAGACUGAAAACCUUUGUGGUUUCUGUAAAACAAUUUAUUAUUGACAUUGUAUGAUAUUCUAAAAUUUUUAUAAGCAUGUGGGCGUUUUUUUUCUUGCAUUGUAUCACUGUGUUUCCUUCAACUGGAUUUCUGACCUUCUGGCAUCAAGACUGUUACAUCUGAGCAGAAUUCAAAGAUACAGCCUUUACAUCCUGCCCAGAAUCAGUUUGGAAUUUAUAAAUGUGUUUUUGAACUCCUUUUCUAUCACUGGGGACAAAAAGCUUCUGUGCAAUAUAGACAUUUCUACAGCUCUCCUGUAAAAUUGGCCCCCUUUUUUUUUUUUUUUUUUUUUUUUUUUUUUUUUUUUUUAACCAAUUUAAAACUGUUCACUCUCAGGAUGCUCGGCUAGUAGAAUGCAGGAUUAGACAAAAUGGGCCAUUUCCUUCAUCCUUUUGCCCAAACACUCAAGGCCAGGUUGGGUCAUCUGGCUCUCCGCAUGCUAACGGCCUGACUAGCUCAGCCGGAGGUGUUCUCUAAGCAAAGCGAACGUACGAUUGAAUCUGCAUCUCUCACUGCAUGAGGAUCGAGCGUGCUUCACAAGACUUCCCUACACUGUUUAACAUCUUGGAAAUGUUUUUUUAUAAUGGUUAUAUUUUGGAACAACAUAGUACUACUGUUCAUAUUUGCAGCUCUUUUGCAUUUUCAGUUGUGGUGAUUGAUGGACAUUUUCACUGUAGGCUAUUAUGACUCUUAUUAUGUGCUGUGCUGGUUUUUUAUGUCGGCUUGUAAGUGUUAUAUAAAGUUUAUCUGUCCAAUA
Pangasianodon hypophthalmus (striped catfish) is the source of this 4007-nucleotide messenger RNA. RefSeq names its product ST14 transmembrane serine protease matriptase (gene st14). Gene Ontology annotation, molecular function: protein binding; serine-type endopeptidase activity. The record is from RefSeq and is a predicted model, not a curated record. Gene Ontology annotation, biological process: proteolysis; acrosome reaction. NCBI's taxonomy places the organism in Eukaryota, Metazoa, Chordata, Actinopteri, Siluriformes, Pangasiidae. The transcript has 19 exons. Bases 347 to 2884 code for a protein of 845 amino acids.